UCGGGAACUCUCCAUAUUUUUCAUGUAACUUACAGAUUCAACCCUAUGCUCUCCUAUAAAUUCUCCCACUUUCAAUUUUCCACAGCACGAAGAAUUUCAGCGAGCAAUCUUCUUUUUAGUUUUCUAACAGUUUGACCACUCUAUAAUCUACAUCUAACUUCUCCAAGCCUCGCUUAUUUUUUAUUUUAUCCGAAAAAUGUCGCUAAUUCCAAGUGUAUUUGGCCGACAAAGCAACAUUUGGGAUCCAUUUUCUCUCGACCCCUUUCAAGACUGGCCGUUUAAUUCUGCCCUCUCCACUCAGAUUCGUUCCGACCUUUCCAACGAGACAUCUCAGUUUGCUGCCACUCGGAUUGACUGGAAAGAGACGCCGGAAGGCCACGUAUUUAAGGCAGACCUUCCAGGGCUGAAGAAAGAGGAAGUAAAGGUGGAAGUUGAGGAAGGUAACAUACUGCAGAUUAGUGGAGAGAGGAGCAGGGAGAAAGAGGAGAAGAAUGAUACCUGGCACCGUAUGGAGAGGAGUUCUGGCAGAUUCUUCCGCCGGUUCAGGCUGCCGGAGAAUGCCAAAAUGGAUCAGGUCACGGCCAGCAUGGAGAAUGGUGUGUUAACUGUAGUUGUCCCCAAAGUGGAAGUGAAGAAGCCUGAUGUCAAAGCCAUUGAGAUUUCUGGUUAAAAGACUAAAAAUACCCAGAAAUUGUUUUGAAGUCAUAUAUGUAUUUUCGCUGUGUGCUUAUUUAAAUUGGGAUGUUAUGUUUUGAGUUGUCUGUGUGUUAUUAUUGAAAUAGUUGAGUUUUGAAGUGUGCGUAUCGAUGUCGAGGGAUUGUGUUACGCUGAAUAAAACUUGUUUUUACUUGAUUGUAAAAUAUAUAAUAUAAUCAAGUUUUUGGUUUUUUCU
Olea europaea var. sylvestris is the source of this 892-nucleotide messenger RNA. RefSeq names its product 17.3 kDa class I heat shock protein-like. The coding region runs from base 197 to 670 and encodes 157 amino acids. The transcript has a single exon. Gene Ontology annotation, biological process: response to hydrogen peroxide; protein complex oligomerization; response to heat. The record is from RefSeq and is a predicted model, not a curated record. Lineage: Eukaryota; Viridiplantae; Streptophyta; Magnoliopsida; Lamiales; Oleaceae.